Messenger RNA from Sorghum bicolor (sorghum), 2807 nucleotides. Its product is annotated as putative pentatricopeptide repeat-containing protein At2g02150. The record is from RefSeq and is a predicted model, not a curated record. Lineage: Eukaryota; Viridiplantae; Streptophyta; Magnoliopsida; Poales; Poaceae. The coding region runs from base 51 to 2156 and encodes 701 amino acids. Gene Ontology annotation, molecular function: protein binding. The transcript has 4 exons.
AUGGCUUGAUUCCCUCCCCCUCGCCGCCGCCGGAGGGAGGCGGUCAAACGAUGCUAUCCCUCCCCCUACGCCGCCGCCACCUCCUCCUCCGCCUCUGCGCUCGCCGGAACCCUACCUUCCUGCGCCUCUCCAUCGCCGCCUCCGCCGCCGCCCUCUCCACCGCCCCUACCGUCGCCUCCGCCGCCGCCGCCACUCCCAUUUCCGACCGCCUACGCGUCCUCCGCUCCCUCCACGCCGUCGCCCCUGACCACCUCCUCUCCCACCCGCUCCCCUCCUCCGCCCACGUCUGCCUCGCCGCCCACCUCGCCGCCCGCGCCCGCCUCUUCGCGCACUCCCGCCGCCUCCUCUCCCGCCUGCUUGGUGCUGGCCACCGGCCCCACCUCGCCGCCUCCCUCGUCGACCUCCUCCACCGCGCGGCCCUCGCGCUGGGGCCCCGCCGCAGCGCGCUGCCGUCCGUCGUCGACACCCUCCUCUCCCUGCUCGCCGACCACGGCCUCCUCGACGACGCCGUCCGCGCCCUUGCCCGCGUGCGGCAGCUGCGGGUGCCACCGAACACCCGUACCUGCAAUCACAUUCUCCUGCGCCUCGCCCGCAACCGCCAGGGCGGGCUCGUCAGGCGGCUCUUCGACCUGCUGCCCGUGCCCAACGUGUUCACGUUCAAUAUCGUGAUUGAUUUUCUGUGCAAGGAGGGAGAGCUUGUGGAAGCGAGAGCACUGUUCGUGAGGAUGAAGGCGAUGGGCUGCUCGCCGGACGUGGUCACUUACAAUUCUUUGAUUGAUGGGUACGGCAAGUGCGGGGACCUGGAGGAGGUGGAGCAGUUGGUGUCAGAGAUGAGGAAGUCUGGAUGUGCAGCUGAUGUUGUGACGUACAAUGCAUUGAUCAAUUGCUUUUCCAAAUUCGGGAGGAUGGAGAAGGCGUACAGCUACUUUGGGGAGAUGAAGAGGCAGGGAGUGGUGGCAAAUGUGGUUACAUUCAGCACUUUUGUUGAUGCAUUUUGCAAAGAAGGGUUGGUCCAGGAGGCAAUGAAGCUGUUUGCACAGAUGAGGGUCAGGGGGAUGAUGCCAAAUGAGUUCACUUAUACUUCAUUGGUCGAUGGCACUUGCAAGGCAGGGAGGCUAGAUGACGCCAUUGUAUUGCUUGAUGAAAUGGUGCAUCAGGGGUUGGUGCCAAAUGUGGUGACGUACACUGUUAUGGUCGAUGGCCUUUGCAAAGAGGGUAAGGUUGCUGAAGCAGAUAAUGUUUUGAGUCUGAUGGAGAGAGGUGGUGUUAAAGCCAACGAGUUGCUCUACACUACACUGAUCCAUGGGCACUUCAUGAAUAACAACAGUGAGAGGGCUCUGGAUUUGUUGAAUCAGAUGAAGAAUAAAGGAAUGGAACUGGAUGUCUCUCUCUAUGGCACUCUCAUUUGGGGUCUCUGUAAAGAUCAAAAGGUGGAUGAAGCUAAGAGUCUGUUACAUAAAAUGGCUGGCUGUGGUUUGAGACCUAAUACUGUCAUUUAUACGACAAUAAUGGAUGCCUUAUUUAAAGCAGGAAAAGAAUCAGAGGCCGUUGCCUUACUCCACAAGAUUCUGGAUUCUGGGUUCCAACCUAAUGUUGUUACCUAUUGUGCAUUAAUUGAUGGAUUGUGCAAAGCAGGAUCAAUCUCUGAGGCCAUCUCCCAUUUUAAUAAAAUGAGAGAGUUAGGCUUGGAUCCAAAUGUACAAGCUUACACUGCCUUAAUUGAUGGUUUUUGCAAGAUCGGUUCCUUGAAUAAGGCUAUGCACUUGAUGAAUGAAAUGAUUGACAAGGGUAUGUCUCUUGACAAAGUUGUGUACACAUCUCUUAUUGAUGGGUACAUGAAGCAGGCAAAUCUCCAGGAUGCCUUUGCACUCAAGACCAAGAUGAUCGAAAGUGGUUUGCAACUUGAUCUUUAUUGCUACACUUGUUUUAUCUCGGGCUUCUGUAAUAUGAAUAUGAUGCAAGAAGCUAGAGGGGUUCUUUCAGAAAUGAUUGGGACUGGCAUUACACCUGAUAAGACAGUUUACAACUGUCUGAUAAGAAAAUACCAGAAAUUGGGAAACAUGGAGGAAGCGUCAAGUCUUCAGAAUGAAAUGGAAAGUGUUUUAAGCUCUUGCACAGAAGAUGAUACUGCUUCUGGUUCUGGUUGUGAAACCUGAUCUUGUGGUUGUACAAGGAGCUGUCCGUCCUUGGGGCGCAUGGCAAGCAACAUCUGGAGAAUGGGAGUGCCAUGAACACAAGCUGCUCAAGUGUGGCCAAUGCUGGUGAUGAAACUUUGCUCAAGUCUGCAAACUGUGCACAACUAUCUAGCUAGACGGAUCACUUUGUCACAUUGACGUUACCUGGCUCACCUAAAAGGCUAAAACCAUGAUCAGGAGCCUGAUGUACUGAAAUUUCUUAUGGUUUCUUUUCAAUAUUGACUAACCUCCUCUCUUUUCUGACUGUGUAUACAGGAUGUUUCCAACAAGGUGUCUGGAUCUAAUGGGAUUUCGGCUGAGAGAUAGAUCAAAGUGAAAUAAGGAUCUAUGAAAUCAAAAGCAAAGCUUAAGGGUGCUUUCUCUUUUAUUGGACUAAACAAUGACACCUUCAAAAGUAAAUGUAAGCUUCAGUCAUGUUUCAGGACCUCGUACUCCCAAAAGGUAUCAAUUGAAGGACAUGUCCUGGAGAUCAAAGGAUCCUGCUGUCAAUGGGAAAGAGAACCAUGGUCAAGAGGCAGUGCAUGAGGAGAAUACCAAGUCCUGUGAUCAUAAAUAUGGAAGUUACUGCCUCUGGUGUACUGAACAUAGGGAAGUACUGAAGGAUGCCAUUGU